Molecule: messenger RNA, 2673 nt
Organism: Penicillium odoratum
Lineage: Eukaryota; Fungi; Ascomycota; Eurotiomycetes; Eurotiales; Aspergillaceae
Exons: 6
Coding region: 1-2673 (890 amino acids)
Molecular function (GO): protein binding; ADP binding
Source: RefSeq, a predicted model, not a curated record
AUGUUCAUUGGUACUCCGCACCGCCUCGAAGGAGUGAGCGAAGAGGAACUUAGUGAUCGAUUCACCCGCAUUCUCAAGCUCGAUUUCAACAAUGGCACGGUCGUUGACGAGCCUUUCUGUUCGAUUAAGAUAUCUACAGAAGACAGACUCGGCGUGCCGCUUGACCAUCUUCAACUUCCCUUUAUGCGUGAGGAACACGGCGCUUCAAUAUUGCAGAUACGGCGCUGGUUGGAGUCAGUCAUUCAUCUCUAUGACGGAGCUCAAGAUGUGGAGAGUUUGAGGGUGGAAUUGAUGAGCAAGAACUUAUUGCUGAACCAGCCCCAUCAAUCUGUCACGCAACAGGCUGCUAAAGCCUCCAGUGGGCCACAGCCUAGCACGCCCUCUUACAGUAAUACUGAGUCAAGCCCGGAACAAAAAUCUCUCGAGGCUCUCCUGGAGAACUUUUCUGUGGAACGACGUGACCCCCAGAUACCUUGUUUCAUGAUGGACACAUACGUGAGGAACAAGGACUUCUACGGAAGACAAGAUGUUCUAAGCAAACUUGAUGACUGCCUUCUCCCUCCAAAUGACCCGCUGACAUCUUCGCAACCCGACCAAAUACGCGUGGGAAUAUUAUGCGGCAUGCCUGGUCUGGGGAAGACAGAAAUCGCCAUCGAAUACGCUUUCGCUCGCAAAAACGACUUCGAUGCUGUUUUCUGGAUCCGAGCCGAUGAUGUGUCCAAACUUGAAUCGGACCUUGCCCAGAUCGCUAUCGAAUUAGAAAUCCAGGACCCCAAAGAGCCAGAUGACAAGGUCACCAAUAAAGGUCUCGCAAUUGAGUGGCUUUGCAACCCGUCUAAGAAAGACCGUGGUACAGGCAACCAAGUGCGAGCCUCAUGGCUGGUUGUGUUCGACAACGCCGACGAACCUGACAUCCUGGCGCCAUAUAGUGACAUCGCUAAUAGCGGAGCAGUCUUGAUCACUAGCCGCAGCCCCCUCUCGAGGACAAGCUUCUCGCAACAUGCAAUCUGUAUCGAUGUCCAGACGUUCAAUCAAGAAGAUUCUGGGCUGUUUGUUCAAAAGUUUUCAGGGAUUCAGGGCCGGCUUGAAGAAGCAAGACAGGUUGGUGACCGACUAGGUGGGCUGCCACUUGCGCUAGCUCAGAUGGCUGGCAUAAUUAGGCUCGACUUUCUAAGCUAUCCUGAGUUUAUGAGACUUUAUGACGCUGGAGAUAUCAACGAGAUGGAGGUUCAACCGUCCCGGGAGCCGGCUCGUGGCAACGUGUCAACAGUCUUGGAGAAGCUGUCAGCUGCUGCACAGGCAAUUCUGGAAAUCUCAUCGUUUUUGGACCCAGACAGUAUUCAAGAGAAGAUCUUGAUGAACCAUGCUACUGAUGUGGAUAUGCCCUCGUAUCCUAAGAAACAGGUUGCUUUUUACAAUGCUCGGAAGCAACUGAUUGGGUCCUCCAUAUUUCGUCACAAUCAGGACACGGCUGAGUAUUGGAUGCAUCGUGUUACGCGAGACGUUGUGCGUCUUCGAAUCGAGCCUGAGCGACAACGAAGGGUAUUUUUGAACGCUGUCACCAUGGUUGCAGCUGCCUGGCCGAUUGGAGAAGUCGAGGGCCACGAUGUCAAGCUAUGGGAGACAUCCAAAGCACUCUAUCCGCAUGUAAUCAGUCUGGAAGAUGCCUAUAGAAAACACUUCAAGCAUGGCGAAUAUGUUGACGGCGACUUUGAAUUUGCUGGACUUCUCAACCGCGCUGGAUGGUACCAACACGAACGCGGCGAAUCGCCUAUCAUAAAACCAUUAUUGGAGCUGGCCCUAGACCUCUGCAAUCGCAGCAAAGACAUCGAUCACCAGGACUUAGAAUCCGACAUCCGGCACACACUUGGAGCAGUCGCCAGCGGGACAAACGAUGCAGCCAGCAGCAUGGACCAUAAUAAGAAAGUGCUGGAGAUACGCUUGGGUAUCGCAGAGAAAUUAGGAGCGGUGGAUGAAAAACUCGCUAGCGCCUAUAACCAGAUGGGUAUCUCAUGGAUGAUGGCUGGCGAAUGGACCAAGGGCGAAGAAUGUUUUGCGACGUCUGCACGGGAGUACGAAAAAAUCCCGGACUAUACCAAAGAUAAGCGUUCGCUGGCCCUUGUAAAUCUUGGGACAACGCAAUGGCUCCAGGGAGACUUGGCACGGGCGUCUGAAGUGCUAGAGAUGGGCCUCGCAGAUCGAGAAGAAAUUUAUGGAGUCAUGGACAACCAUUGUUUCAGGACCGGUCGCUUCCUGCACGCACUUGGAAACGUGCGGUUCUCUCAGGGCCGAAUCAAGGAGAGUGAAGAUUUCCAUCGACGGGCCCUUCAGCAGUACCAGUCAACCAUCCGCAACCGCCAUCAUCGAACUGCAGAUGUGUGCCAUAAAAUGGCACAGCAUUGCCUUCGCAACGGGUUUUUUGAAGAUGCAAUCGUAUUCAUCGACCAGGCCCUCAAGAAUUGGAGCGUCGACUCAGAAACAUAUGCUCGGGAGAUAGCGCGAACUUCAUACCUAAAGGCUAAGGUGCUUUCGGAAGCUGGGCAGGAGGAUGAGGCAACAAAGUUGUUGCAGAAGGCGGCAUUCAUAAGACACAAGAUCACGGGGGUGGAGAGAGACGGCAAGGACCUGCAAGAGGAAGACUUUGACGAACUGGUCACAUUCUGGUCAAGAUAG